Neodiprion virginianus is the source of this 2184-nucleotide messenger RNA. RefSeq names its product ras-related protein Rab-8A (gene Rab8). The record is from RefSeq and is a predicted model, not a curated record. Gene Ontology annotation, cellular component: endosome; plasma membrane; trans-Golgi network transport vesicle. Gene Ontology annotation, molecular function: GTP binding; GTPase activity. Gene Ontology annotation, biological process: protein localization to plasma membrane; regulation of exocytosis; Golgi vesicle fusion to target membrane. NCBI's taxonomy places the organism in Eukaryota, Metazoa, Arthropoda, Insecta, Hymenoptera, Diprionidae. Bases 149 to 781 code for a protein of 210 amino acids. The transcript is spliced from 5 exons.
CACCACCACCACCACACCACCACACCACACGACGACGACCAACGACGACGACCAACGACGACGGCAACAACGACGACGAAAUAUCCGGACACGGCGAAGCAAAUUUAGUGUAGAUAGUUGGUGAUUCGAUAAUAUUGUAUUUCUUAAAAUGGCAAAGACCUAUGACUAUUUAUUUAAGUUGCUACUUAUCGGGGACUCGGGCGUAGGCAAAACUUGUGUAUUGUUCAGAUUUUCCGAGGAUGCAUUCAACACGACCUUCAUCUCCACUAUUGGAAUCGACUUUAAGAUUCGAACCAUCGACUUGGACAACAAGAAGGUCAAGUUACAAAUAUGGGACACAGCAGGACAGGAGAGGUUCAGAACAAUAACGACAGCAUAUUAUCGUGGUGCGAUGGGUAUAAUGCUUGUAUACGAUGUGAACAACGAAAGGAGUUUUGAGAAUAUAAAAAACUGGAUUCGCAACAUCGAAGAAAAUGCAUCAGCAGAUGUUGAAAAGAUGCUGUUGGGUAACAAAUGUGAUCUCGCAGAUAGGAGGCAAGUUUCAAAGCAGAGAGGAGAGCAAUUGGCAGUCGAGUACGGUAUAAAAUUCAUGGAAACUUCCGCCAAGGCCAGUAUUAAUGUCGAAGAAGCUUUUUACACCCUAGCCCGUGAUAUUAAGGCCAAAACGGAAAAGAAAUUGAAGGAAGCAUCAAAUCCAACGAAGUCUGGUGGUCACGCGUUAAGAGCUCCGGAGAUAUCGAGAAAGCCACCAGUAUGGCUAGCCCGUUGUUCCAUACUCUGACCCGCCAAGCCAGAUGCACACUUUAUCGAGGCUCAUUCAUGUACUUCUAUUAUAAAUUUGCGUUCUUUUUGUCGAACAAAAUUAACGUUUAACAAGGCUACACGCUUGCUCGAUAUCGUACUCCAACAUUUUAUUCUUUGACAGCAAAUUUGUUUCAUCAUCUGGUGGUGUUUUUUUUUUUUUUUUUUAUAAAUUAUUCAUUAUAAAUCCUAUCCACUGAUCGAAGGAUUAGGAGAAAAAAUGACCAAGAUAGGUUUCUGUUGCUUUUCCCGACACAUUCGAAAUAAUACAUUCAAAAGUAUGAGAUGUGUCAUUAGUCUUAUGUUUGGGCCCGGGCUGUGAUUGCUGCUUAAAAGUGUCAUUAGUUUUGUUUCCAUGUUUUUAAACUUGUUUAGCAUUUGUUGAGAGUUCAUUAUGCCAUGAUUAACUUUUUAUUGGACACUGAAGCUACUCUCAUUAAUCGUCCUCGAUUUCCUUCGAUUGGUGUACAGUGGCGAUGCAUCAACAUUAAACCACACAACACUAUGGAACUUCGAAAAACCAUGUACGAAACACAAAUACAGGCUGUUUCAUUUGUAACUAAAUAGGAACUUGCAUAUCAUGGCGAUGUAACGCGCUAUUUCACGUUCAAACUGAAACAGUGUGUCUCCGCAAUAUAUUAACGUAAAACACAAACGACUUAAUUAUUGAUAGAAGAAAGCACUUCAAUAAUUACCUGUGUCCGUGCGAUGCAAACAGAGAUCGUGAUCGUUAUAAACGAAAUAGCUUUUACACCGAAUUAAUAAUAACAAAUUCACAUAACAUGAUACUACCACGUAGCCGCAUUAAUUAUUAGUUCAAUAACUAUACUCGUAAGAAAUAUAUAAAUAAAUUUAAAAAAAAAAAGAAACAAUGAAAUGCAAUUAUCGCAUCAUGCGAUAUUGUGGAUUUUAAAAAACAAUUACUCAAUCUAAAAUUUAUAGUAAUAGAUUUUGAAGGUGAUGUAUUGGUAUGUGUAAUCCGUAAGAGUUUUCACCUAUAUAUUGGAAAAUGACGAGAUAUGUGGAAAUUUUUCUGCUGUAUACGUGCAGGUGGGGAUUUAUGUACAGAGUAACUAUAGAGAAAUUCAUUAUUAAUUGCUUGUUGUUGUCACAGCCUUUUACAUAUUCUUGACGAUUUUCAGAUUUUUAUCUUUUGACCCAGUUCAAUUCAGUUCCGAAUAUACAAACGAUAAUACAUUUUAUAUUAAUCCUACAUAUCUCUGUGUGUGCGUGUGUAUGUUCGUUGAAGAAGCCCUGCCUUUUGCCACUAUCCUGUUAUUAUCGUUCGAAUUCAAAGUUUAGAGUACAUUGUUCCUCGAUUUUGUUAAUCUAAUUUAAUUUUUAAUAGUCUGGUGUUAAAUUAAAUAUCGCCAAUCCAAAUUA